AUGAAGCAAGGGGAUAUUCGCAAGGAGCUUGAGGAAAGCGUGUGCUGGGCAAAUGCUCCUCCGGCACCAACCCCCGGCAUGUGCUACAUCGAGCCGCAGAUCAAAAGAGACUUCACCUCAUUCGAUGGGUCCUUGGAGAAGGUCAUACCGAGGCAGCUGCACACAGACCUUCUUGAUGCCAUGGACAUAGACUUCAUGAAGAUGGUCAUGGACCACAUUGAAGCCCUGGACACCCCAGGCCCCGAGGACCCUAGGGAUCGGCAUGCGAUGCCCAGGGACCAAGAGAAAAGAGGGGAGGUCCUUGAAAGAGAAAGGAUAAAGAAGAGCAUGAGCAGGAUCUUCGACUAUCAGAAGUACAUCCAGGAGUCUUUCGAAGAUGUAAACACGAUAAUCCAUCCCUUGGACGAGAGGAUCAGGGUGGAGGAAGUUUACGAUCUCUUUCCGGGCCCUGGAGGCUCGGAUGUUAUCGUCCAGUCGGAUGGCAUUGACUUCCAGAAGACAUCUUUCAGCAUAUCCGAGGAAGAGUCGUCAAGGCUGUUUAGAAAGGCCACCAUGGACGAUGGAAGAGCCCUUACGUGCUCGCCUCAAAGGGUGGAUAACCUUCUUGUGUUCCACGUAAAGAACGGCCAUGCAUAUUACAGCAGCAUCUCCACCCUCUACAGACUCCAGGAGUACAGGAAACAGAAGAAGGGCAAGGAGGAGAAGUAG
Encephalitozoon cuniculi GB-M1 is the source of this 708-nucleotide messenger RNA. RefSeq lists its product as uncharacterized. Bases 1 to 708 code for a protein of 235 amino acids. The record is from RefSeq and is marked provisional. The transcript has a single exon. NCBI's taxonomy places the organism in Eukaryota, Fungi, Microsporidia, Unikaryonidae.